UAUUGUUUUAUACGAUAACUAAGCAAGCGAAUUUAUUGAUUAACUGUGAACCGAAUAAAUAAGUGAUGAAGUGACAUCGCAUCCACUUUCAGGAAAAAAUGGCAGACACAAAUUGAUAUAUGCAGGGAGAAACUUUAGAGAUAUAUGGGAUUUUUUGUUAAUAACACGAUGUUACAUAAAGAAAACCACUCGGAGAAAAUGGUGGCAUAAAGUAGAAAAGUUUGAGUUAACAAAAGGCAUACAAGACAAAAGCUUUUGCGAUCGUGGGAAACCACUUUGAUCUCAAAUUAAUUAAUCAUUCAGUCUUUAUCAUAAUCCACAAAAAAACUUUAUUUUACAUGUUGUUCUCAAAUAAAAAAAACUUUUGAUUUUCCUUUUCUUCUUUUAAAUGAAGAAACUGUAAUGUAAGUUUCUUUUUUUUUUUGACAAAAAUUGCAAUGUAAGUUUUUUUUUUUGUAAGCUAAAAUUGUAAUGUAAGUUUUGGCGUGGUUUCUUUGGACCAUGCCUUUUGCACCACCAGUGACCACCUGGCUUCGUCAACUCAACGACAUAUAAGUCUCAUAUUUUUUUGUAACGAUUAAUUUCACAUUACGUGCACAUUUCCAAUACAGAAGACAAAAUGUAUUUCGUGUAUCUUAAAUCCCCUACGACGUCUCGUCCAGCUAGUAUCUUGAAUUUUUAAUUUUUAAAAAAUUUAAAAUAGUACUCCUUCCGUUUUUUAAUAUAAGUCGUUUUAGAGCUAUGCACGUAAAUUAAGAAAACUAUUAAUUUCUUAUAUUUUCUAGACAAAAACAUCAUUAAUUAUUUACUUAACCACAAUUCAACCAAUAAAAAAAUAGAAGAUAUAUUAUCAUUGGUCAUACAGCAUUAAUUUUUAAUAAAUUUUACAUAGAAAACCGAAAACGACAUAUAAUUUGGAACAAAAACAUUUCUCAAUAACUUUUUUUAUAAAUAGCCUGAAUGGAAUUGAAAUAUAGCUUUCUAAAUCCAAAUAGAUCCAGACCAAACUGGAACACCAACCCCUAGAUAUCACUAUGCGGUUCUUAACAAACUUUAAAAGUAAAUAAAAUAUCAUACUGCUAAAUAUAUUAUACCAAAUUCCUCACUAUGGCUAUAACCUUUCACCAAUUCAACUCAAAUUCUCUAAAUAGAGUAGGUUUGUAAAUACUAACGUGUAUUUCUUGAUCAAAUGUGUGCAUAUAUUAAGAAGAAAAAAUUAUUUUAUUCUAUUUUUAUAUAUUACACACCAAAAUAAAUGUGUAAUUGACAUUUUGUUUGUUUAUUUAACUUUUUCUCGUCAUAAUAUAGAGAGAGAGAGAGUUGUGUGCGAAUUGUAUACUGAACUUCCUAUAUUCCCUCUUCAUAUAUUCAAAACAACAAAUCUUUGUUUCUCUCUGUCUCUCACAACUUCCCAAGAACCACCGUUCCCUUUUUGGUUUUUAAAAUUCGAACGCAGAGAGAAACUGAUCGGAGAAUGGCGACGGAGCAUAUAACCCGUAAGGCAGAUGAAUACAGUGUCGAGCUUUUACCUAGCGACGACGAUGCGCCGCCGCCGCUUUCAUCAUCGUGGCGUCUCAGCCUCGAGACAUUUCGACUUCCUUCUUCACUUUCGUCCACUGGCCGUCACGACGGUCGUACACGCUUCUCUCGUUACUUCCGUACUCCCAGAAAGGAACGUAAAGUGUAUGAAUACUACAAAAAGCAAGAGAGGCUCCUCGAGGGUUUCAAUGAGAUGGAGACUAUCCACGAAACCGGUUUUACAUCUGGAGCUCCAACUGAGGAAGAAAUGAAGAAGCUUGCAAAGAGUGAGAGACUGGCUGUUCACAUCUCAAACGCUACAAAUUUAGUGCUCUUUGUGGCAAAGGUUUAUGCCUCUAUGGAGAGUAGAUCCAUGGCUGUGAUUGCUUCAACUUUGGACUCUCUCUUGGAUCUUUUGUCUGGUUUUAUUCUGUGGUUUACAGCUAAUGCCAUGAGCAAACCAAACCACUUUCAUUAUCCUAUAGGCAAACGACGCAUGCAGCCUGUGGGCAUCAUUGUGUUUGCUUCGGUGAUGGCAACUCUUGGACUGCAAGUUUUGCUAGAAUCAGGAAGGCAACUAGCCUCCAAGAAUGGUAUUCAUAUGAAUAGCACAGAGGAGAAAUGGAUGAUCGGGAUCAUGGUCUCUCUCACCAUCAUUAAGUUCUUACUCAUGCUUUACUGCAGGGGAUUUCAGAAUGAAAUAGUUAGGGCCUAUGCUCAGGAUCACUUCUUUGACGUUGUGACUAAUUCAAUUGGCUUAGCAACAGCCGUCUUGGCUGUCAAAUUCUACUGGUGGAUUGAUCCCUCUGGUGCUAUACUUAUCGCUUUGUACACCAUAGGAACAUGGGCAAGAACCGUACUAGAGAACGUCCAUUCACUGAUAGGACGCUCUGCGCCGCCAGAGUUCUUGACGAAACUGACAUUCUUGAUAUGGAACCAUCACGAACAAAUCAAGCAUAUUGACACAGUCAGGGCUUAUACGUUUGGGUCACACUACUUUGUGGAGGUGGACAUUGUUUUGCCAGAGGACAUGAGACUGCAAGAGGCUCACAAUAUCGGAGAGACACUUCAGGAGAAGCUCGAGCAACUUGCUGAAGUGGAACGAGCUUUUGUUCACAUAGACUUUGAGUUCACUCAUCGUCCUGAACACAAGUGUAAUUAGACUUUGAGCUUUGUAGAAAAACACAGAUCAUAAAAGAUUCAUGACGUGAAUGAUAAGUUAUCUUCUAGUGUUAGUCCUUCAAUUUAUGUUCUCAUCAUGUCGUUUUGUCUAUAUGGAAAUCGAAUGAAUGUUGUUUCUUUUCAGGUCUAUUGUUUCUAUAUAUAUGCGAGUGAAAACGAGUGUAGUUUCGUUA
Molecule: messenger RNA, 2873 nt
Organism: Brassica rapa (field mustard)
Lineage: Eukaryota; Viridiplantae; Streptophyta; Magnoliopsida; Brassicales; Brassicaceae
Product: metal tolerance protein 10
Biological process (GO): transmembrane transport; monoatomic cation transport
Cellular component (GO): membrane
Molecular function (GO): monoatomic cation transmembrane transporter activity
Source: RefSeq, a predicted model, not a curated record